AUGUUGAGGGUACCAUUUGUCCUGGGCGCGGGUUUCAACGCCGGGGACUCCCAGGGGCACCACGAGGAGGUGACGCAAGAGGACUUAGCUAGGUCAGGCCCUCCAGGGUCUCGAAGGGCAACCGCCAAUGACUCUCCGAAGCCGGAGCUCCGAUCUCCCAAAGGCGGUGCUCAGUUUCACAAAUUCAAUAAUCUGAAGUCUAAUUUGGAGGCAACUGAAAUGUCAGGACCAGCGAUGCCCUCCGGUAGUACUUUCCAUCCACAAGCUGACAGUCUGCACGCGUCUAUGAGACCAAUCAUUAUGCUGGCACAAUGCUUUUCCAUCUUUCCUGUAUGCGGUGUUAACACUCCAGAUGCGUCGUAUCUCAGGUUUACCUGGCGUAGUCCGAAAAUUAUAUACAGUGCGAUUUCAUUCGUUGGAUUGUCAAUGAUGACAAUUUUUAAUAUUCUGAGAAUAAUUUCUACAGGAGUAAAUUCUACGAAGAUGACUACCUUUGUUUUCAACGGAACAAAUAUAAUUGCAUCCAUACUUUUUCUGAGACUGGCGAUGCAGUGGCCUGCUUUGAUGCUCACAUGGGAAAAGCUUGAAAAAGAAUUUUCCCUUAAGCACAGAAAAGUAUCGAAAACAAGCUUAUCUUCUAAAUUCAAGAUCGUCACUAUAAUAGUGAUGAUAUUUGCUUUAGUGGAGCACGGUUCGUCUGUUCUUCAUGGUUCUAUCAGAGCCCAAGAAUGCGCAUACGUUCAAGAUAAUAUAGACACCGUCGGGGUUUACUUCCAAUCACAAUUCCCACAGGUAUUUUCUAUAACGUCGUACAGCUUGUGGAAAGGAAUAUUGGUGGACAUUAUUAACAUUCUGAGCACUUUCUCGUGGAACUUCGUCGAUUUGUUUCUCAUUUUAAUCAGCAUAGCUUUGGUGGAACAAUUUCGCCAAUUAAAUAGUCGCUUGUACUCUAUAAGAGGCAAGGCGAUGCCAGAAUGGUGGUGGGCCGAGGCAAGAAAUGACUACAAUCACUUGGCGAGCUUGACGAGGCAAUUGGAUUCCCAUAUCUCAAUUAUGGUACUCCUUUCCUUUGCCACCGAUCUCUACUUCAUCUGUAUACAACUUCUCUUCUCUUUCAAUCCUAUGCGAGGCAUCAUUGAGAAACUUUACUUCGGCUUUUCUUUUGGAUUCCUGUUGGCAAGAACAACAUUGGUUUCUUUGUGUGCAGCAUCAAUUCACGACGAGUCCUUACUCCCGGCUCCAAUUUUAUACAGUGUUUCUGGAAGCAGUUUCUCCACUGAAAGAUUUGGUCAGUCCCCUGGUGCAACGCACGACGAGGAAUGUCGAUUAAGCAUUUCCUGUUUGACGAUCCUCGCGAUCACCGUUGAUCAAUUCAGCGUCGACAUUUCUCGUCAUCAUUCCACAAUACGAGAAAACGUGCAAUUAAAUGAGGUUCUGAAACUACCGAAUGUAACAGGAAUUCCGAGACGGACGUUUCUAGAACAUCCGAAUUUUAAGUCUUACGAAUAUCCUAGGCAUGUCCAAAAUGGACAUAGGAUAUUCGGGCAUAAACUGGACAUGAAACGGACGUCUGUUGCAUGUACGGAUUCACCGAGCUACGUAUAA
Dufourea novaeangliae is the source of this 1605-nucleotide messenger RNA. RefSeq names its product gustatory receptor for sugar taste 64f (gene Gr61a). The transcript has 12 exons. Gene Ontology annotation, biological process: detection of chemical stimulus involved in sensory perception of taste; sensory perception of chemical stimulus. The record is from RefSeq and is a predicted model, not a curated record. NCBI's taxonomy places the organism in Eukaryota, Metazoa, Arthropoda, Insecta, Hymenoptera, Halictidae. Gene Ontology annotation, cellular component: membrane. Gene Ontology annotation, molecular function: taste receptor activity. Bases 1 to 1605 code for a protein of 534 amino acids.